Messenger RNA from Dichomitus squalens LYAD-421 SS1, 1817 nucleotides. RefSeq names its product MFS general substrate transporter. NCBI's taxonomy places the organism in Eukaryota, Fungi, Basidiomycota, Agaricomycetes, Polyporales, Polyporaceae. The coding region runs from base 40 to 1524 and encodes 494 amino acids. Gene Ontology annotation, biological process: transmembrane transport. The record is from RefSeq and is a predicted model, not a curated record. Gene Ontology annotation, molecular function: transmembrane transporter activity. The transcript is spliced from 7 exons.
CCGCCUUCUCUCCCCUUCAAUACGCCCGUAACCCCCGCUAUGACUGCCCGACACGUUGGGGCCGAUGAGGAGACCCCGCUCUUGCGCUCAGAGAGCCGCAAGCGCACCAAGACACCUCUCCCGUGGGACCAGUUCACGAUCCUUCUCUUCCUCCAGCUUGCAGAGCCUCUCACCAGUCAAGUGAUCUAUCCAUUCGCCCCAGAGCUCAUCCGGAGUCUUGGGAUCACUCAUGGAGACGAAACGAAAGUCGGAUAUUACGUUGGAGUCAUGCAAUCCAUAUUCUUCGCGACACAGGCUCUCACUGUCCUGCACUGGAGCAGAGUAUCUGAUCACGUCGGCCGGAAACCUGUCAUCAUGACCGGUUUGAUGGGUCUGUCGCUUUCCAUGUAUUGCUUUGGUCUCUCCCGGACGUUUUGGGGAGCCGUAAUCAGCCGAAGUCUAAACGGCGCUCUGAAUGGUAACAUCGGCGUCAUGAAGAGUAUGCUGGCUGAAAUCACGGACUCCACCAACAUUGCCCAGGCGUACGCAUUCAUGCCCAUCGCGUGGUCUACUGGAGCGACCCUCGGUCCCGUCAUUGGUGGCACACUUUCGCGACCUGCGGAGCGCCUUCCCGAGAUCUUUGGCCAGCUUGACUUCUUGAAGAAGUAUCCUUAUUUCCUUGCAUGUUCUAUCCCCGCAACCUUCUCCAUCGUCGCCUGUUUCGUUACUCUAUUCUUCCUCAAGGAGACUGUGCGAAACCCCGUGUCCGUGCGUCAGAUUCUCCGUCUAUCGUUCAAGGAGGCCGCUUUUGAGUCGGACAUCUCGACCGCCGGGUCCAAAGCAGUUGUUGUCGAUGACAAGUCACGCCCACUCCCUUUUAAGAGGCUCCUCAUCCCCCGCGUGAUCGUCCCUGCGGCUAACUACGCCUUCCUCGCGAUCGUCGAUAUCACCCUCCGCGCCAUUCAGCCCGUCUUCUACUCGACGCCCGUCGCGCUCGGUGGUCUUGGCUUGAACCCGCAGCAGAUCGGCUAUAUCCUUUCCUUCUACGGCAUUGUCAACGGCGUGACGCAGAUCUUCCUCUUCAGUCGCGUGAACGACCGCUUUGGCUCGAAGCGCGUGUACCUGGUCGGCCUUGCAAGCGUGCUCCCCGUGUUUGCGAUGUUCCCGUUCAUCAACGAGCUUGCCCGGCUGGAGGGCCUGACUCCGAUGGUAUGGGGGCUUGUCGUCUGCCAGUCCCUCAUGGGUAUCAUCAUCAAUUUCGCAUACGGCGCCGUCUUCAUCUUCAUCACCGCGUCCUCGCCGAACAAGGCCUCGCUGGGGUCGGUGAACGGCCUUGCGCAGAUGGUCGUCUCGCUCAUGCGCACGAUCGGGCCGGCGACGGCGAACUCGCUCUUCUCGCUCUCGAUCGACCAGGAACACCACUAUAUGGGCGGCUACUUCGUCUAUUACGCGCUCUCCGCACUCGUGCUUGUCGCCGUCUGGGUUGGGACGCUUCUGCCCAAGGAUACCAAGUACGACUCGGAGGAGGAAAGUGCAACCUCAUAGUGGCCGGCGUGUAGGAUCUGCGCGCGCACAUGCGUUUCCCCAUCGUCUUCGGCAUUCCCAUCUUCAUGAACAGCUUACGAUUCGCCACGAUACCUUCACGAGCGUCGUGUUCGUUACUCAGCGUCAGAGAGACUAUCCCCCCCCCUCCUUCUACCGUCCCACUGUAUUCCGCCCCACAUCAUACCCUCCCGUCCCCCAUUUCUAAAAGCAGGCUAUAGCAGCGCCUCGAUCUCAGCGAGGCAGAGCAGACAGACUACACGGAGUACUGUGACAGAUUGGAAUUCUGUUGUACC